GCCAUCGAAUAACUUUUAUUUAUUAGAAUUACUGUCAAACGUCAUGUUUGAAUCAUACGUCAGUUGUCAUUCAUUGUGUCGUUUCGUUUCGUUUUCUGUUUCUGUUUUGUUUUAUUCAAUAAUUGUGACUCAAGAAUGACUGUUAUGUGACGCUUAAAUUAAGUAGGAUUAUUGUUUUUUCUUAUCACUAUUUGUAAAUAUAAAUGUUCAGCUAUGUGGUUGUUUUGGAUUACACCUUUAUUAGGAAUAUGUUCGGCCCAAGUAAACCCAUACAACGUCAACCCUUUGAAUGAAAAUCAAAACAGCAUCAACGAAAAUGAUGAGAACAAUUUGAACAAUCGAAACUACAACCCUAACUUCAAUUACCCCGACUACAACCAAAAUCAAAAUAACUACAACCAGGGCUCCUACAACCAGGGCUCCUACAACCAGGGUACUUACAACCCCAACCAAAAUACAAAUUACAACAGAGAUUUUAAUAAUUUUAACCCAAACACAAAUUACCCCAUGUAUGGAUAUGGAGGAAAUUAUAAUUAUGGAAGUACUGAUGAAUUAAAAUGCCCUCCAUUUUGGAUACGUUACCAAAACAGUUGCUACAAGUUCGUAAAGUCUCCUUUAAGAGCUUAUAAUGAAGCCAGAAGAAUUUGCCAGACUUACACCCCUAACAACGGACCCAUUGGAACCAAUGGUGGAUCUGACUUAGUAUCUAUAAAUACCCCAGAAGAACACGGUUUCAUCAUUUACCAACUGAACUCCAUAGAUCCACAACACAGAAGAUGGUACAUAGGAGCCCAUCAAGGCUCUCCGGGUUAUUAUAGCAACGCUGAUGGCACCCAGUUAGCCAACGUUGAAAACGCUAUAAUCGAAAUAGAAUAUCCUUAUGGCAGGGACUAUCUCGCCUAUAAUUUUUCCAGAUCAAUUUUACGUUGGGGUUUCGAACCAAUCCAAGGAGACGAGCCAUUAAGGUUCAUUUGCGAAGCCAAUAUUGGAGUUGUACAAAGAUUGGUCACUGAUGAAAGGAGUUUUACUUACGGGAUCGAUACUGUAGAUCCUGAAAGGAUACCAAGGGGGCCUUAUUUUAUUAAACAACCUACCGAUGCAAUUUUUGAUGUUUCCAAAAGAAAGCUUUACAACGAUGUUAGUCUAAGCUGCUUGGCUGGAGGAUACCCGACACCAACAUACGAAUGGUACAGGGAAGAUUAUAGAAAGGACAGGCUUGUCGCUCACAAGAUAGAUCCCUUACUGGAUAGUCGUUACACAAUUAGCGGUGGCACUUUAAUAAUACACAACCCUCAUGAUAAGCAAGACCACGCUACUUAUCAUUGCAAAGCUUCGAACAAAUUCGGAACGAUAAUAUCUGAAAGUGUCCAACUGAAUUUCGGGUUUGUUCUGGAAUUCGUUUUGAAACGUUUGGGUGAAUCGGGUGAUCAAAAUUGGGGUAAAUCAUUCUACUGUGAUCCACCGAACCACUUCCCUGCUGUUAAAUACUCCUGGUCUCGUGAUUAUUUUCCCAAUUUCGUCGAAGAGGACAGGCGUGUUUUCGUCUCGAACGAUGGGUCUUUAUAUUUUUCUGCCUUGGAAACUAUAGACAGAGCUAAUUACAGUUGUAGUGUUAAUUCAGAAUUUUCGGACUCUGGUAGAAAUGGUCCAUUUUUCCCUUUAAAAGUAAAUCCGCAUUCAAACUAUCAACAACUUAAGUUUCCGAAUAACUUCCCUAAAGCUUUUCCCGAAGCACCCACAGCUGGGAAAGAUCUUAGAUUAGAAUGUGUUGCCUUUGGAUAUCCUGUGCCGAGUUACAAUUGGACAAGGAAGGGUGAUAGAUUACCGAAAAGUGCCUUUUUAACAAAUUACAAUAGAGUUCUUGUGAUACCUAAAGUUCAAGUUGAAGAUGAGGGUGAAUAUGUUUGCCGUGCCUACAAUGAUAGAGCUAGUAUAGAAAAUAGUGUUAUUGUUACCAUACAAGCUGAACCAAUGUUCACUAUUCCUUUGACUGAUAGACAUGCAGAUAGCAAAAGUGAACUGAUAUGGACAUGCGAAGCUUUUGGAAUACCUGAUGUAAAUUACACAUGGUGGAGAAAUGGUCGUCAGUUAGUUAUGGGUUAUAUGGAUAUUGAAGAUCGAGGUAGGAUUAAAAUUCAAGAUAAUGUUUUGACCAUUUCUUACUUGGACCAGGACAAAGAUCCGGGAAUGUAUCAAUGUAGAGCAUCUAAUACAUUGAAAACGACUUACUCUUCUGCGCAGCUACGAGUCUUAGCUUUCAAACCAUCAUUCAAAAAGCACCCUCUAGAGUUUGAAUCAUAUGCAGCUGAAGGUGGCAACGUGACUAUAGAAUGUAACCCUGAGGCAGCUCCCAGGCCUAAAUUUGUAUGGAAAAAAGACGGGAACGUUUUAGGUUCCGGAGGCCACCGAAGAAUAUUCGAUAACGGCAAUUUGUACAUCAGUCCUGUGUCAAGAGACGACGAAGGAUUGUACACUUGCACAGCUUCAAACGAGCUUGGCAUAGACGAAUCCAGAGGGCGACUCAUUGUUCUAAGAGGUCCUCGUCUGGUCGAACCUUUGAGUGACACCUUGAGAACAUCAAUGGGCAGAAGCAUCGAUUUGCGUUGUUACGCAGUGACCGAUGAAAUGUUAGAUAUCGCUUAUAUUUGGAAACAUAAUGGAAUGGUCAUCCGUGAUAUCGAUGUAAAGAAUUCGUUCACUCGAAUGAAGGUCGACGGGGGUUACUUGCGAAUAAACAACGCGUCGUUCUCGGAUACAGGAGAAUACGAGUGUUUGGUUAAGUCUGCCGUCGGUAAAAUAUUUUCACGAUCUUUAGUUAUUGUCGAAGGUCCUCCUGGUCCCCCGGGCGGGGUUCAAGUGCUAAAUAUUCAAAAAACGUCGGUGACAUUACAAUGGACUGAUGGAGCUACGCAUGGUUCUCCAAUCUACAGUUACAGUAUAAGCGGUAGAACUAACUGGAACCAAACUUGGGUUAACAUCACCCAAGGCAUAAGAGCUACGGAAAUUGAUAGAUACACAGGAAGGAAAGAGGCUAUUAUAGACAACGUUUUAACACCAUGGUCGAUAUAUGAGUUUAGAGUAUCAGCUUGGAAUGGAUUGGGAAUGGGCGAGCCUUCUCAGCCUAGUCCUAAACAUUACACUCCUCCGGAUAGACCCUACAUUCCUCCCCAUAAUAUUUGGGGAGGCGGCGGUAAAAUUGGUGAUCUCUCCAUAAAAUGGACGCCUCUCAAAUCCGACGAACAAAAUGGCCCGGGAAUAUACUACAAAAUAUUCUGGAAGAGGUUAGGCGGUGAAGCAGAAUUUAAAAGUCAAUCUUUGGAAGCUUUUGGAAACGUCGGAGGAGCCGUAGUUUAUAUCAAUCCCAAGUAUUAUUACUCAGAAUAUAUCGUAAAAGUUCAAGCAAUUAACGACGAAGGACCAGGACCCAUUAGCAAAGAAAUCAUUAUAUACUCAGCUGAAGAUAUGCCUCAAGUUGCUCCUCAGUUAGUUGUGGCGAAGUCUUAUAACUCGACAGCUCUCAAUGUUAGUUGGGUACCUGUUGACCAGACGAGAGAAAAGAUCAGAGGAAAACUGAUUGGCCACAGAAUAAAAUAUUGGAGAAAAGACACCCUCGAGCAAGAUUCUGUAUACUAUUUGUCGAGACAUACCAGACCAUGGGCUCUUAUCGUUGGUCUUCAGCCCGAUACUUAUUACUACGUAAAAGCUAUGGUGUACAAUGCGGCUGGCGAAGGUCCAGAAAGUGAACGUUUCAUAGAACGCACUUACAGAAAGGCUCCUCAGAAACCGCCUUCAUCUGUUAUUGUUUAUGGUAUUAAUCCAUCUACAGUUAAAGUCGUUUGGCGAUAUGUACAGCCAUCUUUGGAGGAGGAACCUUUACAAGGUUACAAGAUAAGAGUAUGGGAGAGCGAUCAAGAUAUAAGCACUGCCAACGAUACAAUAAUACCAUUCGGUGGGAAAUUGGAAGGUUAUGUCUAUAAUCUUUCGCCUGGUAAAGUGUACAAAUUGAGGGUGUUAGCUUAUUCGAAUGGUGGAGAUGGUCGAAUGAGUUCGCCAGAAAAGGAAUUCCAAAUGGGAAAACCACAAUAUUAUCGGAGCACAGCUAGUGGCGUACAAACUAGUUUAUUAACUUUUGCAAUAACUGCAAUGCAUUACAUUUUCAGAAAUUCGUAAUGUUAUGGCGUAUAUUAAUGUGUUUUCUAUUCCAUCCUCUCUAUUGUUAAUAUUUAAUUUUAAUUUCAUAUGGUAGUAGAUCUGAUUUUUUGAUAUUUUUUUAUACUUUUUUUAAUUUUUGGUAUUUUAUUGUGAAAUAUGGUUACGACUCCGUCCAAUAGAUAAUUGUUUUAUAGAUUUUUUUUAAUUACUAUGAAGCAGAACUGCUAUGUAUGAAUUAUUUUAGCAAGUACCUGCAAGAGUAUCAUUCCAAUUCACUUAAAGAAACAUAUUUUGCUUCAUAGAUUUGAAGUUGAUAAUAAUUUUUAUAUUUACAAUGAAUAAACAUUUCAUAUUUUU
Molecule: messenger RNA, 4509 nt
Organism: Phyllotreta striolata
Lineage: Eukaryota; Metazoa; Arthropoda; Insecta; Coleoptera; Chrysomelidae
Source: the annotation of a GenBank genome assembly